Messenger RNA from Frieseomelitta varia, 3255 nucleotides. RefSeq names its product sodium/potassium-transporting ATPase subunit alpha-B-like. The record is from RefSeq and is a predicted model, not a curated record. The coding region runs from base 175 to 3240 and encodes 1021 amino acids. The transcript has 2 exons. NCBI's taxonomy places the organism in Eukaryota, Metazoa, Arthropoda, Insecta, Hymenoptera, Apidae. Gene Ontology annotation, molecular function: P-type sodium:potassium-exchanging transporter activity; ATP hydrolysis activity; ATP binding. Gene Ontology annotation, biological process: proton transmembrane transport; potassium ion import across plasma membrane; sodium ion export across plasma membrane. Gene Ontology annotation, cellular component: membrane.
AACCUGCAACAAAUCAACAGGUUCGACAAUUAAAAACUGAUGCAGUUAAAGUUCCCUGAAGUUCAGCCUUCGUGGAACAAGCAGGCCAUGAAGAUAUCUGCCAUUAAAAAAAAAUUUGAAUAACCAAAACAAAUUUCUCAGACGACAAUUACAUCUAAAGCAGCAUUGAAUUUUAUGCGUUUCAAGAUGAUCUACGCAGCGGGUAAAAUAUUACACAAGUCGGCUAGUCAGAUCAGCAGAAAGAAGCUGACUGGCGAAGAGAUCAGGAACCUUCAACAGGAAUUGAUAACUCAAGACCACAUGAUCCCUUUGGAACAGUUAUGCGUGAAACUAAAUACCAAUGUAGCUAGUGGUCUAACCAACGAGGAGGCAGAGAAGCUUCUCCUCGAAGUGGGACCAAACGCCCUGACACCACCGAAAGUAACUCCGGAGUACAUCAAAUUUUUAAAAUGUAUGUUUCACGGGUUCGCCGGUUUGAUGUGGGCCUGUUCAUUAUUGUGCUAUCUUUUGUAUGGAAUUAGCAUGGCGACAGAGGGCGAAAGUGGUGGCAUAGAAUGGCUAGGGAUUAUCAUUAUGAUAAUAUGCUUAUUUUCUGGCUUCUGCGCGUACAUACAAGAAACCAAAAAUACAAAGGUAAUGGAGUCUUUCAAGAAAAUGGUCCCAACGUUCGCUACAGUAAUACGGGAAGGUGUCAAGAUACAGAUAGCAACCGAAGAUUUGGUCCCAGGCGAUUUAGUGCAAAUUAGAACCGGGGACAAGAUACCAGCCGACAUCAGAAUUAUCGAGUGUCGAGGUCUUCGAGUGGAGAAUUCGAGUAUCACGGGUGAAAGCGUGCCGGUAGUUCGCACGGACUAUCCUACCGACGAGAAUCCUUUGGAAUCCUCUAACGUUGCCUUCUUCUCCUCUUUCGCCGUGAGCGGAGAUGGCAUUGGAGUUGUAAUGGCCACUGGCGAUCAAACGAUGAUAGGCCGUCUUGCUGGCCUCACGUCGCAGCUGGAGAAGUCCGAGACCCCGAUAGCCAAAGAGAUCAAACACUUCGUUCAAAUAAUCAUCAUCAUUGCCGUAUUAUUCGGAGUGCUGUUCUUCGGCUUGUCGCUGAUAAUCAAUCCAAACAUACUGAAAGCAUCCACUUACUUGCUCGGCAUCAUCAUAGCGAACGUGCCAGAAGUUUUAUUGGUAACCGUUACCACGAGCUUGACGUUAACCGCCCAGAAAAUGGCGAGCAAGAACUGUUUGAUUAAGAAUUUAGAGGCAGUGGAGACGCUAGGAUCCACGUCAACUAUCUGCUCGGAUAAAACGGGAACGCUCACGCAGAAUAAAAUGAGCGUGUCUAAUUUGUGGUUCGGCUUCACCAGGUUCAAUUGUCCGCCUGAUCAGAGAUUGGGCGUCGAGAAGAACUUGUUAAUGGAAAGGCCAGCUUUUCAAGUGAUGCUUAAGAAUGCCACACUUUGCCUAAGGGCGGAGUUCACGACUGAGUCGAUCCUGCUGAAACCAAUCGAAGAACGAAACGUAAUUGGCGACGCCUCUGAAACAGGUAUUCUCAGAUUCUGCGAGCACAUCCACACAACAGAACCGUUCCGGGAAACGUAUCCAAAAGUUGCUGAGAUUCCAUUCAGCUCCAUAACUAAAUAUCACCUGACGAUACACAGAAACAGAAAUGGAUAUAUCAUGAUCCUGAAAGGUGCUCCGGAGAUGAUCCUUGAGAAGUGCACUCAUAUAUUGACCAUGGAAGGAGAGACAAGAGAAAUGACACUCUUGGAUCACUCGAUGAGCCGGCGAGCCUGCAGCGAGUUAGGUUUCCUGGGCGAACGUGUGAUAGCUUACUGUGAUCUUCAUCUGCCCGGUGAUAUUUAUGACUCAGACUACAAGUUCGACACCGAUUCGCCAAGCACGUACAAUUUCCCUACAACAGGAUACAGAUUCGUUGGACUGAUAAGUCUGAUAGACCCACCGAGGCCAGCUGUGCCUGACGCGGUGAAGAAAUGUCGUACAGCUGGCAUCAAAGUGAUCAUGGUGACGGGUGACCAUCCGGUGACCGCGAUGGCCAUUGCGAAAAAGGUCGGCAUAAUAAGCGAGGGGCACGAGACCAGGUACGAACGUGCGUUACUGCAGAACAAAUCGUACACUCAAAUAACCGAGGCCGACCAACACGCGACCAUCAUCACUGGCUCCGAAUUACGAAACAUGGGAAGCAUGGAGUUAGACAAUAUUAUAAAGAAGUACGAGGAAAUAGUUUUCGCAAGGACAUCCCCGCAGCAGAAGUUGAACAUCGUGGAGAGUUGCCAGAGGCUGGGCGAAAUCGUCGCGGUAACUGGUGACGGUGUGAACGACUCGCCAGCGUUAAGGAAAGCGGAUAUCGGCGUGGCUAUGGGCAUCGCCGGUUCUGACGUGGCGAAACAUGCGGCCGACAUGAUUCUGAUGGACGACAACUUCGCAUCAAUCGUGACCGGCAUCGAGGAAGGUAGACUGAUAUUUGACAAUCUCAAGAAAUCCAUUGUCUACACUCUGACGUCUAGCGUGCCCGAAAUGCUGCCUAUGCUAAGCAGCAUUCUGUUCGUCAUUCCUUUGCCCUUUAUCCUAGAGAUGAUUCUCUGCGUAGAUGUAGGGACAGAUCUACUUCCCGCAAUAGCAUUAGCGUAUGAAAAAGCGGAAUCCGACAUCAUGCAUCGACCACCAAGGAAUCCUCAGUACGAUCAGCUUGUAAACAAACGUUUGAUAUCCAUAGCCUAUGGUCAAAUCGGAAUGACUCAGUCCUUGGCUGCGUUUUACACAUUUUUCAUGAUUCUCAUGUUGAACGGGUUCCUACCUGAUCGAUUAUUAGGAUUAAGAUUAGACUGGGAAGAUAAGACGAUCAAUGACCUGCAAGAUUCUUACGGUCAGACGUGGACCUACGAUAACAGAAUGGAGUUACUGAACGAAGCUCGUACUGGAUAUUUCUUAACUAUCGUUAUAACUCAACUCAUAGAUUUAAUAAUGUGUAAAACGAGAGUCAACUCGAUUUUACAGCAAGGAAUGGACAACUGGUUUUUAAAUUUCUCCUUCGUUUUUGAAAUUAUCUUGACUGGCAUGUUGCUAUACGUGCCAGGGACUGAGAAAAUAUUAAAAACCAUGCCCUUGAGUUCUUACUGGUACUGGCCGUGUUUGCCAUUCGGUGCAUUCCUUUGGAUGUAUGAUGAAUUAAGAAGAUUAUGUAUUCGUAAGUUUCCUGGUGGAAUUAUAGAACAGGAAACUUAUUACUAAAUAUCUGUAUCUAAA